CCACAAUGCACUGCGUAACUUCAUUGUGUUAGGACGUCUAUUUCAUCUCCAUAACAUUAUCACACAGCUGUCCGGCUAUAUAGCAGAUGUACGCAAACCAAUGGCAAAUCGCAUACGAGUGAAAAUGGCGAACCUACAGACGACUCUACUGUGACUCACGUCCUGAAAUAUUUCCCCCUUAUUUUUUUAUUUAACCCCGCCAGAUAGAACUCUUCACCGAACUGACGAAGUGGCUGAGUUUGUCCCCAUUCUUGGGCGGACUAUUGUUUGGCCACCAUGACGACAAGUGCGAAAUCCAGCUCAGAAUUCAUGGUUGGUGGCAGGUACAAACUUGUGAGGAAAAUCGGCAGCGGGUCGUUCGGUGAUAUUUAUUUGGGCAUCAACAUAACAAACGGGGAGGAGGUUGCGGUGAAACUUGAAGCUGUAAAAGCAAGGCAUCCGCAACUUCUAUACGAAAGCAAACUGUACAAAAUACUACAAGGAGGCACCGGUAUACCACACACAAGAUGGUAUGGCACAGAGAAAGACUACAACGUCUUGGUCAUGGACCUACUGGGCCCCAGCCUAGAAGACCUCUUCAACUUCUGCAGUCGCAGGUUCACUAUGAAGACGGUCCUAAUGUUAGCUGAUCAGAUGAUCAGUCGUAUAGAAUACGUCCACAUGAAGAACUUCAUCCACAGAGACAUCAAGCCAGAUAACUUCCUCAUGGGUAUUGGAAGACACUGCAAUCAGCUCUUUGUGAUAGACUUUGGCCUGGCCAAGAAGUACCGGGACGGACGGACGAAGGUUCACAUCCAAUACAGGGAAGACAAGAACCUAACGGGCACAGCAAGAUACGCCAGCAUCAAUGCACAUCUGGGUAUUGAACAGAGUCGACGUGAUGACAUGGAGUCCCUUGGCUACGUGUUGAUGUACUUCAACAGAACCACUCUACCCUGGCAAGGUCUGAAAGCUGCCACCAAGAAACAGAAGUAUGAGAAGAUCAGUGAGAAGAAGAUGUCCACACCGGUAGAGGUGCUCUGUAAGGGCUUUCCAGCGGAAUUCGCCAUGUACCUUAACUAUGCACGUGGGCUGCGAUUCGACGAGGGGCCAGACUACAUGUACCUGCGGCAGCUGUUCCGCAUCCUGUUCCGCACCUUAAACCACCAAUACGACUACACCUUCGACUGGACCAUGCUCAAGCAGAAGUCCACGUCGCAGGUGGCCGCGCCGGGCAACGCCGGCACCGCCGGCGGCACCAAGCACACGGAGAGCAAAAGCAAGAGCAAGCGUUGAGAUUUCCCCCGAAUUCCUUGUCCCCGUUUGUCGAUUGCGCAUUGUGCGAGGGGCAGACAAUAAUGAUCACUCGUGAGAUUACGAGUUGGGGCUUGACCUCAGAUGGGUCAGCCUUCGUUGGAUCAUACUGUGGGAGGGCGGAGAAUACAACCGCCACCCUCCCUCCCGUCAACAUUGGAUUGGAAAGUCGCAUGAGAUUUUUUUUUUUGAUUGCACCGAGUCCCCUAAUACAAACUAGCAUGCUUCUUUCCAGUUUACGUGUGUUCGUUAAAGACUGUUUUUGUUGUGGUGCCCCGUCGGAUGGAUUAUGAUCUUGUUUUAAUUUGCGUUUUUUCUCUUCGACCACUUUAAUCAAGUGAUGUUAUUUACUCAGAUUGCACAGGGUAAAGUGGAGCAAGCCAAGGUUGACUGGCCUCCUGAAAAAAAAAAACACCCCAGAGCACUUUUUUGAAAUCAGGAAUGCGGUUCUGUGUUGACAUUGCAGAAUGAAUUUGAAAGUGUUAAUAUAUAUAUAUAAAUAUACAUAUACUAAGGCAUUGUAAAUGUGAGUUACUCUUAAAUUAUUCUUCCCAUUUUCUAGGUGUUUUGUCUGUGACAACUUGACUUAUCUGAUCUAAAUGCAAGCCACAGAUAGCAGUGGUACCUUCACAAUAAUUCGAGAAGCAAAAUGUCGACAGAGUGAAGCGCAAGUAACACAACGCCAAACAAUUGAAUUUUACCCUCAUGUAGCCUACCGGUGAACCGUUUAUAGAAUUUACAUGAUUCACCGCGCAGUAACCGAAAAAAACCUUUCACAUGUCCAUGAAGAUUUUUUAUGCAAUGUACAUGUAUUAUGCACCGUCAGUAAACACGUAAUGCCUAAUGACUACUCAUCUUGUAAAUAGAACCGUUGUUUAGUGUAUUUAUAUAAUCCUGGCAUAUCUGGUAUUGAGGUCAUCAGAACUGUUGAUGGCGUGUCGUCUUUUAUUGGACAUCAAGCCUAACUGCUCAAUGGCACCGUUAAUAAACAUGUACAUGAAAAGGGCCUUUAAAUAGUCUAUCCGAUAUCUCUGUGUUGGACCCGGGUCCAGUACACAGAUUUCGGGAAACCCUUUCACACUAGCAAGAAUCCAACAUGGCUUCUACCUUGGUCCUGCGCUCUACAUUGGUAAAAUCCAACCCUGGAAUUGACCAGGGUCAAGAGGCUCUACCUGGGUAGAAAAUUCCAAAAAUCUGGAGCAGACCCGCGUACACAUAGUCUGAGUAUCACCCGUUAUCCACGGAGCCAAGACUCCUGUAUAACGUCUGAUAUAUCUAAGCAUGCAUGACAUCAUUUCAUUCCGAAAUCAGGACUAAGAUUGUAAUUGGUCAGUUUUGAUGCCUCGUUUUUGUAAUACAACAACCUGUACAGAAAUGCUACGUGAUGUUUACACGAGCAUGGAGCUUGAAUUACGCGAGUAUAGAAGGCGCCUGCUGAUUGGUCAGUUUCUCGAGGUCACAUGCAGUCUAGUUGCAUAAUUAAUCGCCGAAUCUGUUUAUGUACAAUAGACCAUUGUCGGCUUCGUCAGGGCCAAGGUCUAUUACAUAGACUAGUGUGCACACCGGUGUAAUCGUGAACUGUACACCUUGCCUGACUGUGUUUUAUGGUAGGCAGUUACGCUAACGAAGGGCCAGUGGGCAGGAGAAAUAAAAAGUUGGGUAGGAGACUUAAAUAGUAGCCAUGGUUUCUAAUUUCAGAAUUGGAUUAUCUUCUGCUGUUUGUGAACUGUUUUUUUUUAUCGGACUUUUAAUAAAAAUACAAAAAAGCAAUAGACCAUGGCAAAGCUAGGACUUGUAAGUAUCUCUCAUUUUAAUACCCCACAACUUCAUGUAGAUAUCCACCAUUCGAUGUGGAGCAAAUUAACAUUGUGUACCAUAUCAGUGCUCACCAAAUAAAUGGUUUCUGUCAUCUGGAGCAAAUAAGGGGCCAUUUUGUGGUAGAGUUGCUUAUCUUGCGUAAAAGUGUUAUUUGUUUCAUUGCUAACAUUUGCAUGCGAUUUACAUGCAGAUUGUUUUUAGUAGAGAAGGCAUUGUUAACUUUGGAACCAAAUAUUUUAGCAUCAGCAUCUCUAUCAAAUUGGCCCCCGACUCCUAAAAGGUGCAUUGGAUUGUAUCAUUUUUUUUUUUUUUUUAUGAAAGAUGGCAGUAGCCAGGAUAAUUUUCUUUAGUUACCAACCUGAACAAGUGUUAAUAGCCACCAUUUUGGCGAGUUUUUAAUAAUUUAUUGAUAGAUUGAUCAUGUCUCCACAAUAAGAGAUUUAGGCUAGAAAGGAAUGAUUGGUUUUUAAAAAAAGAAAAAUAGGCUGAAAGAUAUCAGGAAAUCAGGAUCAUCUUGUGCAGCACUUACUUUAAUUUAUUUGAUUUUAAAUGUUUUUAAAGUUGUCUGCUAGUUAUGUUAUUUGUUUUUUAGUUUGCAUUUGUCUCCCCAGAUUGAUUGUUCUUUUGGUUUUGUUGAAAGCACAUAAACAGGAACUUGUAAGGCCAAAGGUGUAACAAAUAGAUUGUUUGUAGAGAGAGAAUUUUCAGCAUUAUAAAAAGUGAAGUUGCACAUGAUUAUUAUUAAAGACCUCACCAUCACUUCACCACCCCUUGAUUUAGUUCAUCACAAAGUAAAAAGUUCAACAAUAGAGUGUAAGGUUUUGAAUAUAAAUACAGAGUACACCGUGACAAUUUUCAGGUACAUUUUGGUACUUAAAUCAGAGCCUAUAGUUCAUUUUGUGUGGGUUUUUUUUUUUUUUUUGGGGGGGGGGAGGGGGGUUCACGUUAUUGCACUCCAUUUUUACAUUGUCCGCUUUUUCUGUCACUGCCAGUUUCUGAGCGCAAAUUGUGUUUGCAAUGUGUAUUCAUUUUUUUUUUUUUUUACAAAACAUCAGGUUUUUAAUUAGUUUUCUAAAUUUAGAUUAAACUCCCAAGAUAACUUUCAGUUCAGUGUAGGCGAGGACAAAAUACCCAUUACUUGAAUUAUUACUGUGUUAUGUAUGAACUACCAAAAAAAUUAAAUUUCUAAUCUUGUUUUUCAUUUUAUUGGUGGAGAACAAAAAAAUUAACUCGGUUGAAUUUCACUAUUAAAACAAAAUUAUAUGACACUUGUUUCACUGUAAACUUGUUAUCUUGAGAACUACCUGAUAACCUUUUUAAUGUAAUUGUAAAACUGAACUUGGUGAAAGGUUAAUUCUUCUAACGUAAUCAACAAUGAACAAGAAAAACAUUUACAGGUACAUAUAAUGGGCCCUUGUUAACAUUUUGUAGUGAGGCCAAAAAUAAAAACUGGAUCAAGGAUUUUUGCUGACAAAAUGAAAACCUGAGAAAAAAAUGCCAAAAACAAUUAUUGCAAAUACAGCAAAUCUAUUUUUUUUAAAGCAAGAUAACAACUUAAGGCUGGCUGUUCGACAUCCUGUAACCUGAAUCUAGACCAAUUUCAUAGCGCUAGUAAUUACCAAGUCUUGGGAGCAUCGGUAGAGCUACCCAGGAAAUACCAAAGCAUGCCUCACACACCCUGUAUUCAAGCGUGAAGUAUGCUCCACAUCUGGGUAACGCUGCCAAACUUCCCAAGACUGGAUGUGACUCAUCUUGUUUGUUAGCAACCUCUGGCCACGGUAGCUUGCCGUGGUCUGCAUUGAAGAAAAAAAAUCCAGCCUUGGAUCAAGACUAACCAGCCAUAUGGCCUGAUUUCUUCCCUAACAUGUAGCUUGAAAAUGCCCUUUUAGAGAUUUUAUAGAGAGAUAUCAGAAAUACUGGUAUUUCAACUAACAAAGCGUAUCUGAGUCUCCUGUUAUCAAAACUACAUGUAUCACUCCUCUGUAAAUAGCAAACGGAGAUACUAGAGUCCCCAUGUGAUUUUUAUGUCGUGUCUAAUUUAUGCUAGUUGGAACUCCUUUGGAUGUUUUUUUAUAUGUUCAGUUAAUUGUCCUUUGUGUGCUAAAAAGUCCCAAGUUUGUUGUUUUGAUUGCUGCACAAGAAACAUGUGGAUGGCAUGUGUAAAUACGAUGUAUACCGUCACGAUCGCCCAGCCAUAAUGCAAUCUCUUAAUGGACUGGAAAAUUCUCAUGUUGCAACUUGUAAAAUGUCACUGUAAAAAUACACAAGCAGUUUCUGUAGCGGGGUUUCUAUAGAUUUUCUUAAUAGCAAUUUUUUUUUUGGUAGGACGUACCCUUUGUCGUAAAGGGGUGUUUUCAUUUCCACAUCAGACAUGAGAAUUUUCUGUUGAGAUUGGGCCAGUUUUGUUUAUAAAUGUGAAAUAAAAGAAACUCUGAAAAGGGUAAAAAAAAA
This is a messenger RNA of Patiria miniata (bat star), 5562 nucleotides long. RefSeq names its product casein kinase I. Gene Ontology annotation, molecular function: protein serine/threonine kinase activity; ATP binding. Gene Ontology annotation, cellular component: nucleus; cytoplasm. The record is from RefSeq and is a predicted model, not a curated record. Gene Ontology annotation, biological process: negative regulation of canonical Wnt signaling pathway; peptidyl-serine phosphorylation; signal transduction. NCBI's taxonomy places the organism in Eukaryota, Metazoa, Echinodermata, Asteroidea, Valvatida, Asterinidae. The transcript is spliced from 7 exons. The coding region runs from base 277 to 1275 and encodes 332 amino acids.